Molecule: messenger RNA, 3672 nt
Organism: Thamnophis elegans (Western terrestrial garter snake)
Lineage: Eukaryota; Metazoa; Chordata; Lepidosauria; Squamata; Natricidae
Gene: TMEM245
Product: transmembrane protein 245
Exons: 17
Coding region: 314-2755 (813 amino acids)
Source: RefSeq, a predicted model, not a curated record
UGUCAACCUUCAGCAGAAAAAGAAAAAUAAUGCUGCCGUUAGCUUUUUUUAAAAUAAAGCAGGCAUAUGAAAAACGUACAAUACAUGACAGGUAGUAACUACCACAUUUCAGGCUCUGUAUGUUCGAGCCAAAUGUUCAAGCGUUCCCGCGUUUCCAGAACAUUAAUGCCUACUGGAUGUCACAGGGAACUCCAUCCCCCAGGAUUCAGUGCGGUAUCAUUGCUUUUCUGCGGUUGGCGCGGUGGUUUUUCUUUUAAGUGGGUUUGGGGAGAUGUAGGAAACAGCAGUAAUAUUAACGCCUUGGCUGAACGAUAUGGCUAAAUACAAGCGUGAUGGUUCUUCAAGUUCGCUAUCAGAACCUGAACUGGACCCAGAUCCUCAGCGUUAUCCACCGCCUCCUCCUCCUCCUCUGCAAUUGCCACGCCUGGAGAAACCGCUGCGCCAGGCCUUCUACAACACCGGGGCUCUGGUUCUGGUGGGGCUGUGCUGUGGGGUGGGGGUACUCAUUUAUUUCAUCCUCGAGGCAUUUCUGCGCCCACUUCUGUGGGCUGUCCUGUGCGGCACCUUUUUGCACCCGUUCAAGAAUUCCCUCACGGCAUUUGGGCGUCGCUGGCUGCGUCGCCUCCGCCAUUCCAACACACCAAUAUUUUUGGCUACUUUCCUAUUGCCGCUGUCUUUUGCUAAUGAGGCCGCCGAAACCUUGGGCAAUGAGAUCGUGCGGCGCCGUCGCCUUCUUCUCCUUCUGAGUGCAGGAUGUCCGUUUUUGUAUGGACUCUACUGCGUCAGUACUUCCUCGGGGGUCCAGGUCGCUGUUGAGUAUUCCGCCAGCUUCAUUUGCCGAGGAUUAGACUAUUUCAGUAGCCGUUGGAUAUGGACCUUGAUAGCAGGCUAUCUGUUGACUGUGUUAUUCAGAUGGAACAAGAGCACGGAGCGUUACUUGAGAGCAAUCUCAGUUCCCCUCUGGAUUGUGCUGCUAUUUCAUUUGGCUUCUGCGGCAGGAUCUUGGAGAAUUCCAAUUGUUAUACUUAUAAUUGUCUUAAUGACAGUAGGUUUAUUUCAUGAGCAACCAAAUGGAAAAGAGCCUGCAGAGGCACAAGUUCUUGGUCAAGUAAUUUCCAUUGCAGCAUCUGCGGUCACGACGGUAAUCUCAGAUUCAUGUUAUGAAUCAAGUAAUGAAGACCAUCCAUUACAAACUUCAGAAAUUGUUCCCUUAUCACCAUCAGCCAAUGAGAAGAGCAGACGGAGACCUGAGAUUGCAGCAUUUCCUAAAAAGAAGAAAGCCAGUGACAUAUACUUUGUUCUGCUCGUAUGGAGCAUUGUGAUAGUCCAGAUUUGGUUUAAUUUCUGGAUAAUUCAAUUGCUCCCUUUGCCUUUUGCAGUGUGGGUUUUAAAAAAACUGUUGGUCCACUUUGGAGUAGUACAAUUCUCACUGACUUACUGCAGUAGCUACUGGCAUGUUCUGCAAGAAUUUGUGAGACAACGUCAAGAAGUUCUUGUACCACAACCAGUUAAGGGGCUUGGAAGAAUUAUUCUCAUAUUAGAUAGCAAGCUGAUCGUGUGGUUGGAAAAAAUCCUAGAUAAAAUCAUUAGCAUAUUCAUUAUAUUUGUGCUAGUAAUAGGCACCCUGUUGCUUGCGCUGCUCCUUACAGUACAGGUUCAUCAGGAAAGUGUACAUAUGAUUGAAGUAACAAGCAGGUUGAUUAAUGAAACAGUAGCCAAACACCCAGAAUGGGCCAAUUGGCUUCCUGAAGCUCAAGUCAUUCAGGAGGCUUUGAAUUCAGCUGCUAAUAAUGUUUAUCAGUAUGGGCGAGAAUGGAUAACACAUAAGCUUGAUAAAAUAUUAGGAGAAAAAGUACAUAAUACUGCUGUGAUUGAAAAACAAGUUCUGGAGCUUUGGGACAGACUAUAUCAUUCUUGGUUUGCAAAAAAUACAACUCAUUCUGGCCAACAAAAAAAUCACAAAAAGCAUUUAAAUCGUGAGCAUAGUUGGACAACUGACAUGCUUGAUUGGCAAGAUGUUGCUUCUUUUAUUCAUGAGAAUAUUGAAACAUUUGUUUCGAUCUUAGAAUCACUUUGGAUACUGAUGAGUCAUAAUGUUACCCUUCUUUUUACCACAGUUACAACUUUGGUAACAGUCCUUUUCCACAGUAGCACUGCAGUUCUUAAUUUUGUUCUUUCACUGAUUAUAUUCCUGACCACAUUAUUCUACCUUUUAAGUUCCAGUGAUGAAUAUUAUAAGCCAGUGAAGUGGGUGAUCAAUAUGAUCCCUUUGUUGCAGUCUGAUGCAUCUUCAAACAUAGUCAGUGAAUCUGUGGAGGAAGCCAUAAGAGGGGUAUUUGAUGCAUCUCUCAAAAUGGCUGGAUUUUAUGGCCUAUAUACCUGGCUGACUCAUACCAUCUUUGGUAUAAACAUUGUCUUCAUACCCUCAGCUUUAGCUGCUAUACUUGGAGUAGUUCCAUUUUUGGGAACAUACUGGGCAUCUACACCUGCAGUUCUAGAUCUUUGGCUUGUUCAAGGAAAAGAAUAUAAAGCUAUGCUUCUCUUCAUUUGUCAUCUAUUGCCAACUUACUUUGUAGAUACAGCAAUCUAUUUGGAUAUAUCUGGAGGAGGUCAUCCCUAUCUGACAGGACUUGCAAUAGCUGGUGGAACAUAUUACCUAGGAUUAGAAGGAGCCAUUAUAGGCCCCAUACUCCUUUGCAUUUUUAUGGGUGCCGCUAAAAUCUACAGUGCUGUACUUGUGAGUCCAACAAAUUAAUUACCUGCUCUAUUACAGCUAUAUAAGAACCUUUGGAGGUUCUUAAAUGCUUGAUCUUUGGACAAGUCUGAAAACACUGGGUGAGUUGUUUCCAAUCUUCAAUCAAUUCAAUUAACUGAUGAAGCAAAAUAGUUUAAUAUUGGAUUCAUUGAAGAAUAUGAAGAAAGUUGAUGAAGUCUUAAUAAUUAAAAUGGAUAUACACAUAACAAACCAAGAGAGUGAUGUGAAUAAUUUUCCUGCAUUGGAUUUACAAAACAGGCUUGUUAAAGCAUUCAGGAAUUUUGUGAGAAGGGACUCAAUCAAUCAAUCAAGUUUUAGCACGGAAGUCCCCCAAGCCCUGGGCCACAGCCCGCUAUCAGGUUGUGGCCUAUUUGGAAGGGCCAUGAGAGGAGGGCCAGUGCGUGUAUUCACAUGCACAGCUCCACUUGCACAAACAUCACCCCACAGGCUUCUCUUGUGAGGAGCUGUGCACAGCAUGUGCAUGCCAGCCUGCCACUUGUGCAGCCUUCGUCUCCCUUUGAUAUACACUUUGGUCAGAUAACUAGUAUCUACUACUGCUAGAUACAUUUCUGUGGUAUUUACUGACGGAUCUUGAUAUUGUUCCAACUACCCAGCUCUGCCUGUUUUUGAGUUUAAAUAUAUUAAGGACUCAUUUACACAGUGAUACUUGAAAAUUUGUGAAACCUUUUGAAUGUUUGAUACAAUUGGUAGAAGAGGGAGCACUACACAAUAUCUUACUAUUUAUUGCAAUACAAUGCCAAAAUAUUUGCUAUACAGAUAGUCCUCAAUUUAUAACAUAAAUGUUAGGCUCAACAAUUGAGCCUAACUUUUCUGUUGCUAGGUAAGAAAUUUGUUAAGUGAGUUUUGUCCCAUUUUACUUUUCCUGCAAUAUUUCUUAAAUGAAUCACUGCAGUUGU